GUCGCUACACAUCCUAGCCUCACACUGCUUUCGAAGCACCAAUUCUGAAUACCCUGCCUCGGAAAUAUCACGGGGACUUGCCGGACUCCAAAAGGCAUAUCUCUUCUGGCUGGAAUGGGAGCCUCAAGAAGCAGUGUGAGGCCAUGGACGUUUUCCUGGCCGGCGACACUGUUCCUGGCGCAGACCGAAUGACGCCAUUUUUGUUACUGGUAGAGCUCGGCUUGGAGGCUGUUUCUGGGCGUGCGAAAGAUAAGCUAAAGCGUCAACCAGACCCACCUGGGAGGGCUGGAGGGGAAAGGGAAUUUCGGGGGAUGUUGAGCCCAUUUGUGCAAGCAGGGAGCCAAGCUCGUCUUGACAAGGAGCUUUGGGGUCCUGAGAGCAAAGCCAGGGAACUAGUGACAUAUGAAGAUGUGGCUGUGGACUUCACCCAGGAAGAGUGGCAGAACUUGGACCCUGCUCAGAAGAUCCUACACAGAGAUGUGAUGCUGGAGAUCUACAGCCAUCUGAUCUCUGUGGGGUGCUCAGGUAUAAAUCCAGGUAAAAUCUUCAAGUUGGAAUAUGAAGAGGACCCGGGGUUCAUGAAGAGUGAGUUGUCAAGGUGGACCCACUCAGACAGAGAGAAAAGCCUUGACUCUUCCCAGCAGAUCAUUUCUGAAGAACUUUCAUUUCAAAAGGAGAUAUUGGAAAAAGCCCCAAAGGAUAAUUCACUGUACUGCCUUUUAAAAGUCUGGCAUACUGAUGGUCAGACAGAGAGAUAUCAAGGAAAUCAAGACAGAGUUUUGAGGCAAGUCACAGUCAUUAACCAUGAGACAGUGAUUAAGGAGGAAGGCCCCAAAUGUAACACACUUGGAAACAGUUUUGGUGGGUGCAUAGACCUUGAUCCUUCGUGUAAAAAACUCCAUAAUUUUGAUUUAUGUGAAAAGAACUUGGAAUAUAAUUUAGACUCACUGAUAUCCAAUAGGAGCUAUGCAAGAAAGAACCCCAUUGAGAGAUUUGGAUGCGGGAGCCCAUCUAGCUUUAGUAAUUCCUGUUCUGUACCUAAGAAAAUUUACACUGGCAUGAAACCUUGUGAACAUAGUCAAUGUGAAAAAGUUCUCAAUCACAAACAAGUCCAUAUUCAGUAUAAGAAAGGUCAAGCUGGUAAGAAACCCAAUGUUUGUGGUGAGUGUGGUAAAGGCUUUAUUAAAAAGUCACAGCUUAUUAUACAUCAAAGAAUUCAUACUGGAGAAAAACCGUAUGUAUGUGGAGAUUGUGGAAAAGCCUUCAGUGAGAAAUCACACCUUAUUGUGCAUCAGAGGAUUCAUACUGGAGAGAAACCCUAUGAAUGUACUAAAUGUGGGAGAGCCUUCUCCCAGAAGUCACCCUUCAUUGUUCAUCAAAGAGUCCACACUGGAGAGAAACCCUAUGAAUGUUCUGAGUGUCAAAAAGCCUUCUCUCAGAAGUCACAUCUCGUUAUACAUCAGCGAGUUCACGCUAGGGAGAAGCCCUUUGAAUGUAGUGAAUGUGGGAAAACCUUCUGUGAGAAGUCUCACCUUUUUAUACACCAGAUAACUCAUACUGGGGAGAGACCUUAUGAAUGUACUGAAUGUGGGAAGACCUUCCCUCGGAAAACACAACUCAUCAUCCAUCAGAGAACACAUACUGGAGAGAAACCCUAUAAGUGUAUUGAAUGUGGAAAAACCUUUUGCCAGCAGUCCCACCUCAUAGGGCAUCAAAGAAUUCAUACAGGAGAGAAACCUUAUGUAUGUACUGACUGUGGAAAAGCUUUUUCCCAAAAGUCACACCUUACUGGACAUCAAAGGCUUCACACUGGAGAGAAACCUUAUAUAUGUACAGAAUGCGGAAAAGCCUUCUCUCAGAAAUCACCUCUUAUUAUACACCAGAGAAUUCAUACAGGGGAAAAACCCUAUAAGUGUAGUGACUGUGGCAAGACCUUCUCCCAGAAAUCAGCCCUCAUUAUUCAUCAGAGAAUUCAUACAGGGGAGAAACCCUAUGAGUGUACUGAGUGUGGAAGGGCAUUUUCCCUGAAGUCAUAUCUCAUUAUGCAUCAGAAAGCUCAUGCUGGAGAGAAACCAUAUGAAUGUAAUGAAUCUGGAAAGGCCUUCUGUGAGAAGCCUCCACUAGCUGCACAUCAAAGAACUCAUACUAGGGAGAAACCCACUGAAUCUGCUGAAUGUGUUAUGGCCUUUUCCCGGAAUUCACAGAUGAUCACAUAUCAGAGAACACACACAGUGGAGAAACCUUCCAACUGCAGUGACUGUGGGACAGUGUUCUGCCAGCAUAUACACCUUACUGGACAUCAGAACCCACAUGGGAGAGAAACCUCAUAUAUGUACUGAUUGUGGGAAGGUCUUCCUAGAAAUCAGACCUCACUGUGGAUGAAACUCCAUGGAACGGAAAUCCUAUGGAUAUGUUGGACAUGAAAAAAUGUGGCACCUCCUUUACUAUAGAAUAGACUCAUACAUUCCUACAUAUUUCUGGUUACCCCUCCACAAGAUGAUCUGGUCAGGCUCUUAGAAUAUUUUCAACACUGUAAAUAUGUAAUGCAUUUGCUCACCUUCAAAGUAUCCCAUCACCCCCUCACAGAAUAAAUGCAUCUGGAAUAAUUGGCA
This is a messenger RNA of Suricata suricatta (meerkat), 2612 nucleotides long. RefSeq names its product zinc finger protein 630 (gene ZNF630). Gene Ontology annotation, molecular function: RNA polymerase II cis-regulatory region sequence-specific DNA binding; DNA-binding transcription repressor activity, RNA polymerase II-specific; DNA-binding transcription activator activity, RNA polymerase II-specific. Lineage: Eukaryota; Metazoa; Chordata; Mammalia; Carnivora; Herpestidae. The transcript is spliced from 4 exons. The coding region runs from base 144 to 2339 and encodes 731 amino acids. Gene Ontology annotation, biological process: negative regulation of transcription by RNA polymerase II. Gene Ontology annotation, cellular component: nucleus. The record is from RefSeq and is a predicted model, not a curated record.